CCGAUUUUACAAGCCAACGAGAAUACAAAAACACGAACUCGAUCCUCCAAACUUUCACCAUCGGCGGCCAUGGCGGAUCCGUCACCGCCUUCUUCUUCGUCGUUCGCCGGGAAGCAAUCUCGUCGUGUGAACUCUGAGAUUUCAGAGAGAUUAAUUUUCGCUGCGGUGCAGGGAAAAUCGUGUCCGGUGUGCUUGGAAAACCUAGCUGAUCGUCGAGUCGCCGUUAUCACGGCGUGCAAGCACGCCUACUGCUCCGGUUGCAUCCGACGUUGGAGCUCCGUCAAGAGGAACUGCCCCCUCUGCAACAGUCACUUCGAUUCGUGGCUUUAUGUGAUCGAUUUGGGCUCCGGAAAGUUCCUCAAGGAAGAGCUACCGCCUCUCUCGGAGCGUAAAACCGUAAAUUUCCGUCGUCGGCGGAGCUCCGGUGGUCACCGGAGGUUAAUUCAAAUUUCAAGGCAAGGUUUUGACAACUCUGGUUCAAGAUCAAGGCCAUUGCCAUGGCGGCGGUCAUUUGGAAGGCCAGGAUCAGUUCCUGAUCAUGUCAUCCACGAGAGAAAGCUUCAGUGGCGUGCCAGUAUAUACGAAAGGAAUUUGCGAGCUACUCUGGCAUCUACAAGGAAAAGCUUCGAACAGAGAAUCCGGUGGAAUGAUCAGACGAAAGCAAUGAUACUACAAAAGAUCGAGCCUUGGAUUAGAAGGGAGCUGCAGGUAGUGCUUCGAGAUCCUGAUCCAUCCAUCGUUGUCCAUGUUGCUUCAUCCCUUUUCAUUGAGAGCCUCGAGAGAAAGCAUGAUCAGUAUUCUGGGCAAACAGGAAUGCCGGUUGAUGAAUUAUCCUCACUGCGAAAAUUCUUGCACGAUAAGGUGGAGAUCUUUUGGCAUGAACUAGGAUGUUUUGCGGAGAGCACUCUUAACCUGGAGACAUACGACACAGUUGUCGAAUACAUCCGAAUAGACGGGACACAAGAAAGCGCAGCGUCGGAUGAAUGUAUCUUCUGAAUUUGGACAAACUUCGUGUUUUAACGGAUACUUUUUCUGUAUAUUACACGAAAUCCAUGUCUCUUGAAAUUUAAUUUGUGAGAAUUUGACAGCAAAUGGGUCUUUUUUUUAUUUUCUGAAUUGUUUCCAACAGGAUUGCAAACAAAUUUCCAGAUGUUAUGCUGCCAAGGGCAACGUGUGACAAUACAGGUCUUGUUAUAAAUGAAAAUUACAAAUUUCAAUA
Molecule: messenger RNA, 1219 nt
Organism: Tarenaya hassleriana
Lineage: Eukaryota; Viridiplantae; Streptophyta; Magnoliopsida; Brassicales; Cleomaceae
Product: E3 ubiquitin-protein ligase Topors
Exons: 5
Coding region: 70-996 (308 amino acids)
Biological process (GO): protein monoubiquitination; protein polyubiquitination
Molecular function (GO): ubiquitin protein ligase activity
Source: RefSeq, a predicted model, not a curated record